Rotaria sp. Silwood1 is the source of this 381-nucleotide messenger RNA. NCBI's taxonomy places the organism in Eukaryota, Metazoa, Rotifera, Eurotatoria, Philodinida, Philodinidae. The record is from the annotation of a GenBank genome assembly.
AUGAUAUCAGAAGCAGCCAAACCAUUUGCAUAUGCGCUGAUCGUUACGGGCAUUAUUUGUGCAUUUUCACUUAAUGCUGGAGCUGCAAUUAAUCCUGCUCGUGAUCUGGGUCCACGUCUUUUUGGAGCAUUUGUCUAUGGUUGGAAUGAGGUAUUUCGUGUACAUAACUAUUUCUUUUGGGUACCGAUUGUCGGUCCGAUUGUCGGAGCUAUUGUUGGUGUGUGGCUUCACCAAGGUUUUAAUUGGAUAGUGAAGCACUAUGGCUAUCUUCACAAUAUUCAAGAUAGUGAUUCCGAUAAAAAGAUCGAUUCCAAAGACAUACAAAUAAAAGAGAAUGAUUCAUUAGAGUAUGGACAAAAGUUCAUAACCGUAAACGAAUAA